AGGGGACCGCCUGCGGUGGUAACGCCACUGACAAUUGACACUGUGGUGAAAAUAUAGUGCACAAGUGGUAAAACAAAUCGUGGUCAUAUUUAAGCAUUGCCUCGGGUAUAAAAUGCACAUCGGACAGUUUAUGUGUAACACAAGCCGCCAGUGUUGUGUUCACUGUUCCCGGGACACGGACCAGUUGAACCUGUUCCUGCUCUUGAUCUCGCUCUCCGCCGGGCCUGGGGAGUCGUCGGCACUGAGGUUGCGCCGUCGGGAAGCAACUACUUUCCUCAACAUUUUCGGGUCCUGAGGCUUGGUUGCGAUGAAAACACACUCGUGGAGGUAGCUGUUGCUAUCCUGCACCCCGCCUGUGCCGCCCGUGUUCGGGAUUGAAUACGCCGGUAGAGCUCCGCAAGAAAGGAACCACCGGAGAGUUGGUGUUUAAACGUAUCUCUUCUUUUCUUUUCUUUUUUUUCUUCCCCGGCACCGCGGAGACCUUCUCCCACCGUGGUCCGGAACACAACAGGCCGUCUUCGGGGAAACAACGACCCGCCGGAGAAGCCAAAACAAGGACUCGCUGUGUUUUUUUUAAGGGCCGCUUUAUUUAUUUAAAUUUUUUUUUUUUUUUAAUUAAAUUUCCCAAUUACGGUGUCACAACGACGACAAGACGAGCAGAGCCCCUCCGUCUCGCUUCUCCCCCUCGGCCAUGCGAGGAGCCCGGGUGUCCGCGGAAGAAUGCGCCGCCGUCUCCCGGCGUUAGCUCCGCCGCGGCUCCAUGGCCAACAGUAACAACAUGCUCCUGGCCUCCGCCGUGGUGGUGUGGGAAUGGCUCAACGAGCACGGCCGGUGGCGGCCCUACGGCCCCGCCGUCUCCCACCAGAUAGAGGCGGCCGUACGGAGCGGCGACCCCCGCGGAGGGAGCGUGGUCCUCGGCCAGGUGGACAGCCGACUCUCGCCGUACAUCAUAGACCUCCAGUCCAUGCACCAGUUCCGACAGGACACCGGAACCAUCCGCCCGGUGCGAAGAAGCUUUUAUGACCCCGCCUCGGCCCCAGGUCAGGGCUGGCAGUGGGAGUGGGAAAACGAUGCAGGCACAUGGACGCCCUACGACAUGGAGGUGGCCAUUGCCGUCGAGAGUGCCCACAGCCGCCAGCAGCCCUGCCUCGACCUGACGCCGAUCGGCUUCUGUUACCUCAUUGAUUAUCAGAACAUGACGCAGGUGAACAGACAGAGUCAGAGGUGUCGGAGGAUCCAGAGACGUGCUGACAUUACAUACCCUUUAGUGUCUGGUCCUCUCCCCGUACCCAAAGGUGGAGGUGUUGGAGCAGGCGGAGGACUAACAGGAGCCUUGCUGGGUGUAGGAGUGUCAGGGGCCAGCAUGGGGAUUGUAAGCUCUGCCUACCCUAACGGAGGCUUACCGGCUACAGGAGUGGGCCAGCCUUGUUCCUGCCAGCAGUGCUUGUUGGUCCUCAGUGUGAAAUCCAACACAGGGGGCGGAGGGAUUCAGACUCUAGGUAGACGCUCACUAACGAUGCAGCGGCCCAAGAACUCCGCACCGAUCUCCUCCAAAGCCAUGAGUCCAUCUAAAUCAGCCACUCUGGGACGAGGACUGCAGCAAAACUCCAACUCCAACUCCAACUACUAUCAGACGUUGCCGCACGGCCUCGCCAUCUCCAAAAACAUUGCCUCCCCGAGAAGGAACGCCCAGCUUUUCGCGCAGUCACUGGCCGCGCUUGCGGCCGGCACGUCCUCUCUGGGCAUCUCCUCGUCUUCCAACAGGCCGCCUCCGCCAUCCCUCCCACCUCCUCAGCCUCCGUCGUCCAACGCCAGUCUGAACCCUCCGUCCGUUCCGGCCAAGCACUCCUCAUCCUCAGCCAACGAAUCAGUGCCAACUGCCACAUUAGUAACUCCCGCCCGCGGCGUCACCACGCCCCCUUCACCCGUACCAUCUCCCACCCCAGCGGUGAUGAAGCCGCAGCGCAUGCCCUCAUCCGCGGCAACAAUGUGCCAUGCCCCAUUGCCACAGAGGUCCAGCCUAGCCGGACUGAGCAGACCAGCGUUACAGAGGAUUGCUAUGGCCCAGUCCAGAGCGCUCAUAGCGUCAGGUGUUCCCACCGUCCCAGUGAAGAACCUCAACGGAUCCAGUCCUGUUCACCCUGCACUGGCCGGAAUCACAGGGAUCCUGAUGAGUGCUGCCGCUCUGCCCGUGUGCCUAACCAGGCCUCCUAAACUCGUGCUGCACCCGCCACCCGUCAGCAAGAGCGACAUCAAACCAGUCCCAGGCCUUGGCCACUGUUGCAGGAAGACCACCAAGAAACAAGCUCGCAAGGGUAAAACCCCGGAGGAGGUGGUGAAGAAGUAUCUGCAGAAAGUAAAAAGUCCACCAGAGGAGGACUGUACCAUCUGUAUGGAGCCACUGGGGGGUCCGUCUGGAUACAAAGGUCCAGGGGUGGGGUCCAUUUCAAAGGCUGAGUCGGUGGGGCGACUGGCGCAGUGUGGACACCAGUACCAUUUCCUGUGUCUAGUGGCCAUGUAUAACAACGGCAACAAGGACGGCAGUCUCCAGUGUCCCACAUGUAAAACCAUCUACGGCGUGAAGACCGGCAACCAACCGGCAGGCAAGAUGGAGUACCACGUCAUCCCUCAUUCGCUACCAGGACACCCCGACAGCAAAAGCAUACGCAUCAUCUACAACAUACCGCCAGGAAUUCAGGGACCAGAACAUCCGAACCCAGGGAAGCCCUUCACUGCCAGAGGCUUUCCGCGACACUGCUACCUCCCAGACAGCGAGAGAGGACGCAAGGUACUGAGACUGCUCCUGGUAGCGUGGGACCGCAGGUUGAUCUUCUCUGUCGGUACUUCGAGCACCACAGGAGAGUCUGACACCGUCAUCUGGAACGAGGUCCACCACAAGACAGAGUUCGGCUCCAACCUGACGGGCCACGGCUUCCCCGACCCCGGACACCUCAGCAACGUCCUGGACGAGCUCCGAGCUCAGGGCAUCACGGAGGACGACGCGCUGUUGGAGAAGUGAAAAGGGACAAAACGAGCAAGCAGAAAAGGAGGAGACGUCGAAGAGAGAGCAGUGAAGGGUUAAAGGGGGAAACGGGGAGCGGAGUGGGUCUCGCAAAUGAAAAAUAAAAAAUAAAAAGAGGAGGUCCUGGACUGACAGAGACUGUGUCAGCACUUAAAGUAGUGCAGGGAGGGGGUGGGGGGUCGUUUCGGGGGUAAUAGAAGACAUUGAUUUUGUUUUGCAGAGGUAGCCACUUAUCAAGAUGUUGAUUGAGUCCACUGUUGGGUUUCCCUGUCCAGACUUCACGACAUGAGGAAGCAGCAGCACAGAGAGAAAAGCAAUGCAGACAAGCAGGAGGAUUGGAAAAUCAGACGCGCUCUUGGUUUCAGCCACUAACCAGCACGGUACUAAAUGUCAGAAAGUGAGAGUGAACCGGUACUAAUAGGACUAAUAUGUAGGACAAAAAACCAAGUUGACUUUACUAAGAAAAAAGAGUAACCAAAAGAUGGUGGAACGUUAGAAGCAGUUGAGUAAAAAGCUGGGGGAGAGAGAGGACAAAGGGAGGGAGAGGCUGGAGCAGUGGGGGUAGGUUACCGGAGGGAGGGGAGCAGGAAUGGUGUCGCAGAAAGAGAGAAGAAGGUGUAUGAAUGAGGCGUAGGACAGGAGUAGAGUUAAACAGACUUGUGCGGUACUGUUCGGGUACAUUAGCUAUCGAUUAAAAAACUCACGGAAACCAAGAGCGAUGAAAGAAGGUCAGAGGAGCUGCAAGUGCUCGCUGCUUUGUUCAAAACCACCUGCCUGCUUGCGGCUGGAGUUUUAGUGCUGUUGCUCCCUCUUGUGGCGUGCCUGGUGAACUACAUCUCCACCUGCAAGCUACUGGAACAAAUCAAGUUUAUUCAUGUUACCUUGAGUUACCCUUUUAACCAUUACUAUAAUCCUCAUUUUAGCGUCAUUCCAUACCUCUUACUAUUUACGUCGUGAUGGGUUUAUACGACGUAGGCUGUUCAUUUACGAUUGUGUCAUGCGGACAAAAGACCAAACUGAAGGUCUCGAAGCUCGGGGCAGUUCUGGAGUCUUACUAUUGAGCCACUGUGGUACAAGUUAACCUAACAUACACAGGUACCAGUAUUAACAUGUAUGUUUUAUUUUAUUUUAUUUCAUCGUCCGUUUUGAGUGUUCACGUUGUAUCAUGUCACAGAUUGAGCAGAGGUGGGGGAGGAUGGAUAGGAUGAGAGAGGCCGAGCUGGACCAGAGGUCAUGACCUGGGCUGCUCAAACACGGUGCCCCUGUGGAGGGUGGGGGGAAAAUGAUGUAACUGUCCUGGGUUGAAAUAUUUUUAGUGGAGACAAAUCACGAUGAAAUGCUCAGAAAUCCCAGGACACGGAUUGGUUAAGAGUGUAAUCUGCGGCUACCUUCUGGUAGACCAGGACCUUGGCUCUAGGUACAUGAUGUCAAAACCUGUGAUUUAAACAGGCACUUUUAAAGGUCCUAUGUUUAUAUUAUUUUAAACCCCCUACAUAUAGAUAUAUAUAUAUCUAUAUAUACAUGGAUUUACGCUCUCCUUAUGCGUACAGUUCUCCCGGUUAAAUCGUCGGUACAAGGGAUUAAGACCUGUUUCAGAAAAUAUAUGGUUCUCUGAUUCAAAUCAAAAUUCAAAAAGGUACAAGCUUGUGUUCAUGACAAAAACACAACAGAGAUUAAUAAUAUGGGGCCUUUAAAGUAAGGUGAGCGUCCAUCUUACCUCGGCAACAGAUAACUGUUCUUAUCUCCACGCCGCCCGGUCUCCGAGUUGGGACUGUAGGUGACCCCUUACCACAAUGUUACAUGGUGUGUGGUGUGUUUGUGUGUGAAUCUGUGUACUAUGUAUACUACCAAACGUGCUCCCAGUUAAGGGUAUUGUUCGGGUACGUGGGAAUCACCUCGUCCUCAACCUCUGGUGGUGAUCAAUGGUUCUUUCCCCUGUGCUGUAACUUCUUUUUCGCUUUUUCGUUAUGAUAUCUAGUUUUUACACUUAGCAUUUUUCUUGUCGUUAUCAUAGAUUAAUUUGCCUUUUUCCCCAUGUCCUACACUUAUGUUAAAGUUAAAAUACUCAUUUGCAUUUGUUAUAAUUGGUUUACGAAGAAGCUAUUGUGCAACACAAUGUACGUUUUGUUAUUUUUAUUGUGUACAGAAGUUACGCUGAUUUUAAGCUGGACUCGUCUUUUCUUUGGAAAAGGAAUUUGAUGGUAGACUUUUAUCUGAGUGUGAAAUGUAAUAAUUUUUUAAUAGCAAGUCCAACCUUUGUUCACUUGCUCGUCUGUGAGGUAAAGAAUACUUUUGUUUUGUUGUUGUUUUAUUUUUUUUUUUACAUAUCUGUUCAGCUCCUGGUCUGCACUGAGCCUCUGUCUUACUGCAGCUCUUUAAUGUGUGAGUCUGCUUUCACGAUCUCUUUCUAUCAGCAGAGGGAGUCAAAUGCAGGUCACGUGGUCAAAUUUAUUAUUUUAAAACUAUAAAAAAAAAAAAAAAUGUCUUUGUGUUGUUGCAGUUCUCUCACUCUGUCGGCCCCAAAAAACGACUCUGUAUCAUCACAUGGUCACUUCCGUUAUUUGAAUGUGUCAUUAAAAGAGAAUUUGAUUUUUUUUUUAACCAAAUUUCGAGAUUCACUGCCAUUUCUCACAACUUGCUGAAUCAAACUUCUUGCGCUGCAGGCCCUCUGUAGCAGACCUUCAUCCUGGUGCACCAAUCACCGUGAAUAUCCAGUGUCUUUGGAGGAGAAUAAAUGUUGGUUGAAGGCUUUGAUCCAUGGCAUGUGCAGUGUCUGCAGCAAUGUGGCAAACAGCUAUGACCAGUAUGACUCACCAUUUCCGUUUUUUACCCCCCUUAAAUUGUUGGUGUCUUACCCAUCCCUAUACUGAGGGCAGUAUAUCCUGUGUCUGUGGAUGGGGAGGGUGGGAAAUGUGACAGUAGGUGCUGGUAUGCGAGAGAGAGAGCCUCCAAACCUGUGAUACGGAAAACCACGUGUAAAUAUUGCAGAAUAAAUUCUGGGGUAUGAAUGAUUAAUACGAGAAGAAGAAAAAAAAUAAAGAAUGAAUGGAAAUUA
This is a messenger RNA of Scophthalmus maximus (turbot), 6077 nucleotides long. Its product is annotated as E3 ubiquitin-protein ligase DTX4. The transcript has 11 exons. Gene Ontology annotation, molecular function: zinc ion binding; ubiquitin protein ligase activity. Bases 761 to 3019 code for a protein of 752 amino acids. The record is from RefSeq and is a predicted model, not a curated record. NCBI's taxonomy places the organism in Eukaryota, Metazoa, Chordata, Actinopteri, Pleuronectiformes, Scophthalmidae. Gene Ontology annotation, biological process: protein ubiquitination; Notch signaling pathway. Gene Ontology annotation, cellular component: nucleoplasm.